AUGGAGUGCGAGAAGACGAAGCUUGAUAGUCCGUCUCUCUAUACUAUUGGUUGGAUCGCGGCCCUUGCCAUCGAGCAAGCAGCAGCAAGGGCACUACUGGAUGAGGAGCACUCUGAACCAGAUAGCUUUCAUCCAUCUUCUUCGGAUACCAAUAAUUAUAUUUGGGGCCGCAUAGGGCAACAUAACAUCGUCAUCGCUUCUCUACCAGCAGGGGUCUAUGGAACAACUUCCGCUGCCACCAGCGCCUCGGAUCUUGUACACUCUUUGCCGCAACUCCGUUUUGGUCUCUUGGUCGGUAUUGGUGGAGCUAUAGCCAGACCCAACGACGAUCAGGAUAUUAGACUUGGUGAUGUUGUUGUUGGUCAGCCGCAUGGUGUAACUGGGGGCGUCGUGCAAUAUGAUUUUGGUAAGGCGAAAGCGAAUGGGGUUUGGGAACGAACAGGGUCGCUUGACAAACCACCUGCAGUCCUAUUGAAAGCUCUGGCGAACUUGCAGGCUGAGCACGAGAUUCGACCUUCCAAGAUACCACAACUCGUGGAGGCUAUGUUGAUAGCUAACCCUGGCAUGAAACGUCCUGGCAGUAACUUCACCUACCAGGGCUCAGAGAACGACCGUCUUUUCCCAUCAAACUAUGACCACGUUGGCGGGAAGACAUGCGCAAAGUGCGAUAUCUCUCGCAGAAUCGAUCGCGAGGAACGGGAAACUACAGAGCCGAUGAUCCAUUAUGGAGUUAUUGCUUCAGGCAACACUCUUAUCAAAGACGCGACUUUUAGAGAUAACCUCGCAGAGAGCCUAGGCCACCAAUGCUUGUGUGUCGAGAUGGAAGCCGCAGGCUUGGUCGAUAGGUUCCCGUGUCUCGUUAUUCGCGGUAUUUGCGAUUAUGCCGAUAGCCACAAGAAUGAUCAGUGGCAGAGAUAUGCAGCAUCUACUGCUGCCGCAUUUGCCGUAGAGCUUCUGGGCCACGUUCCCGUGCGGCAACUCAAAGAGUCUCCACGAGUUCUUGAGAUACUACAGUCACUGGAAGGCAAAGUGGACUCCAUGAGUCAUCGAAUGCAGCAGACCGAUCUCACCUCGACCCUUGACCAGCUCCCCUUUGUAGCUGAAGCUCUAUUCAACUCUUACGCUGAGGAGCAUAGCCCGAUGUGCCUACCAGAGACACGAGUUCAGCUUCUCGCUGAGAUAGACGAAUGGGUCACGAGUUCUGAGUCAAAGACCAUAUUCUGGCUAAAUGGUAUGGCAGGAACAGGGAAGUCGACCAUAUCACGUACUGUUGCACAGCGGCAGUUGGAGAGAGACUGUCUUGGUGCAAACUUCUUCUUCAAAAGAGGAGAGGCAAGCCGAGGGAACAUGUCGAAGCUGAUUCCUACCCUGGCACGCCAAUUAGCAAUACAUAUCCCUGGUAUGAUCAGUUUGAUCAAAAAUGCCAUUGAUGCCGAUCCGUCGCUCCCAACGAAAACUCUUGCUGAGCAGUUUGAGAAGCUUUUCAAAGAGCCUCUUAGGAAAUUGGCAGCUUCUUCAUCAGAUCCAACGUCCCUUGUCAUUGUCAUAGACGCCCUUGAUGAGUGUGAAGGGGAAUUCCAAAUCAAACGUAUAAUUUCACUCUUUGCUGAUAUGGAAUACCUAGAUUCGCUGAAACUCAGAGUGUUAAUUACGAGCAGACCAGAACUUCCGAUUCAGCUUGGAUUCCUAGAUAUCAACGGUAUGUACCAGGGUCUUGAGCUCCACAGCAUCUCACAAGAUAUCAUGGAGCACGACAUAUCUAUAUUUCUCCAACACGAGUUGGGUAUAAUACGACAGAACUUUAAUUAUGUGGUUCGCAGCGACCAACGGCUAGCUGAGCAGUGGCCGGGCACUGUCAAGAUUAGACAGCUUGUUUCCAUGACACUGCCCCUGUUCAUCGCUGCGGCAACUAUUUGUCGGUUCUUGAAUGAUGCUACUCUUGGUGGCCCGGAUGAGCUUCUGGUGAGGAUUCUUGAGUCCAGUAGCCGCACGCAUAUGUCUCGGCUUAACGACAUAUAUUCCUCCAUUCUCGCCUCACAAGUGGUCAAUAGACCGAGGAGAGAGCGAGAAGAGGUCGUCAAAAGCUUCCAAUCAAUCGUUGGCGCCAUCGUCACAUUAGCAACGCCGUUGACAAUCAAUGCUCUAUCAUCAUUGCUUAACAUCCCUGCCACGACAAUUGAUAUGAAGAUCAAGGUUCUUCAGUCUGUUCUCGACGUACCCAAAACCCCAGAAGUCCCUGUUAGGAUCCUACAUCUAUCGUUCCGGGAUUAUCUCGUUGAUCCUGAUCUGCAAGGAGCUAUGGAGUUCUGGGUGGACGAACAGGCCACGCACCGGAGACUGGCAAGUCGUUGCCUCUUCGUCAUGAGUUCGAUACUUCGUGAAAACAUAUGCAGACUACCCUUUCCGGGAACGUCUCCAUCUGAGAUCGAAGGCCUGGACCCGCAGAAGUUCAUACCUCCGGAGCUUGACUAUGCUUGUCAUUACUGGGUACACCAUUAUGUCUCCUCGAACACCCAAGAGUGCGAGGCGCAUGAAAUCUAUCCCUUUUUAGAAAAGCAUCUGCUCCAUUGGUUGGAAGCAAUGAGUCUGCUUGGUCAUACCACCGACUGUCUGACUAUAUUACAUGCAUUGAAUGAAUGGCUAGAGAAAUACUCCUGUGAAGACCUCUCGGACCUUGUCAAAGACGCUCUGAGAUUCAUCCGAACUCACUUUUCCAUUAUUGAUGAAGCCCCACUACAGGUCUAUUUGUCAGCAAUAGUAUUCUCGCCAACAAAUAGUAUCGUGAGACGUCUUUUCGCGAGUCGAGUCCCUAGCUGGCUUCUAGCCUGGCCGGUAGUCGAGGAUGAGUGGGGCCCAUGCUCCUUGGUUAUAGGCCACAGUGCUGUAGUCAAGUCAGCCAUCUUCUCACCUGAUUCAAAAACUAUCGCAUCAACAUAUGCUGACAAUACUAUUCGAAUUCUUUCAACGAAGACUGGUAAAUGUGAGCAUGUAUUAGCGGGACACUUUGGUGAAAUCCAGUCAGUAGUCUUCUCACAAGAUUCCAGGAUCCUUGCCUCGAGCUCAAUUGGUGGUACGGUACGGAUCUGGAACUUGCAGACGGGAGAGUGUGACGAAGUCUUGAAGUAUCCCUCACCUACAGGAAAGGCUUUUGCCUUCUCUCGCGACUCAAAGGUAUUGCUCACAGCAAGUGGAAACCAAUUCGUAAGAAUCUGGAAGACACAGACUUGGGACCAUAUCAUUUUGAGGGGACACACAGGAGCGGUCAACUCAGCUGUCAUUUCACAUAACUCGAAUAUGAUAGCCACGUCCUCGGAUGAUGCAACAGUAAGACUAUGGAACACUCACACGGGCAGAUGCGAGAAGAUAUUGAAGGGCCAUACAGGAAAGGUCAAUACAGCGGCCAUCUCGCCUGACAAUCAAGUGCUUGUCUCUGCUUCUGUCGACCGGACUUUACGUAUCUGGGAUCUAGAUGCCGGUAAAUGCAAAAAGGUGCUCGGGGGCCACGACUGCAAUAUCCUGUUAGUGGUAUUUUCUCCCGACUCGCGCAUGAUAGCUUCCGGAGAUGUGGAUGGCCGCAUAGGAAUCUGGGAUACUCGAAAUGGAAAAUUUAUGCACAAACUGGAAAACGGCUUGUGCGAUGAGAAAUGCCAGUCGUUGAUGUUUUCAGAAGACGCGACAAAACUUAUUGCCGUCCUCAGCACAGGAACCGCUCUGAUACAUGAUAUUCAGAGCGGAAAUUGUGAGCAGGCCUUUGGCUUCUCAUCUCCAAGUUUGAAUUGGUCAGUUGAGCUUUCUCAUGACUUCACUAUGAUUCUUACAGCUUCUUCGGAUGACAAUACUGUCCGAAUAUGGAACCCUCACACUCAAAACAAAGGCCUCAAAAGCGCGAAAAAUCGGGAUGACGUGAUUCACAACCUUGAAGCAUCACCAAAUGGGAGAAGUAUUGGAGAAGCUAUUCUUUGCGACAACCUUAAUCAUAUGGUCAAACUUCGUCUUCAAAGGAUGCGUAUGUGGCGGCCCCGGCCGGUUCUGAGACAAGAUCAGGCAUGGAUCACGAUCGAGAACAAGAAGUUUUUUAGGCUCUCUCCAGAGUGUCUAAACGCCAAAAUAAGGAUAUUGGGGGGGAAAGUCAUUGUGCAUUGUAUUUCUGGGAGGCUUGUUCUAUUAAGAUUUGACGUCGGUAAGGCUGGGCUGCCGCCAUCUUACAUGGAAAUGGAGACAAACCUGGAUGAUUUUUACUAUUGA
This is a messenger RNA of Fusarium oxysporum Fo47, 4245 nucleotides long. RefSeq lists its product as uncharacterized. NCBI's taxonomy places the organism in Eukaryota, Fungi, Ascomycota, Sordariomycetes, Hypocreales, Nectriaceae. The coding region runs from base 1 to 4245 and encodes 1414 amino acids. Gene Ontology annotation, biological process: nucleoside metabolic process. The record is from RefSeq and is a predicted model, not a curated record. Gene Ontology annotation, molecular function: protein binding; catalytic activity. The transcript has 4 exons.